AUGGCUUUUGCUAAGAGUAUUUCAGUGAUUUUGAUGCUGCUCAUGGCAUCAUGCGGCGUCUGUUUUGGUGUCGUUUAUAGAGUUGGUGACUCUAAUGGGUGGACAAACAAAGCCAACUUCAAUUUCGAGAAUUGGGCUUCCUCUAAGAACUUCCAUGUUGGCGACGUUAUUCUGUUCGAAUAUGAGUCCGGAAAGGAUAAUGUGUCGAGAGUGAACCACGAGGACUUCAGAACAUGCAACGUCAAAAAUCCAAUCCGCGUGAGGGCGACCGGACAUGACUCUAUAACCAUCAGAAACCCUCACUCCCACUUGUUCUUCAUCUCCGGCGUCCCCGGCCACUGCGAGGCAGGGCAGAAGGUUGACAUUAGAGUUGCCCCAUCCGAUUCUCAAUCAAAUGUUUCAGCGCCGUCUCCGGAUUCCGCUCCGACCGCCAACUCGCUUGCCCCGGCCCCAUCCCCAAGUGCUGCUGCUCCAUCUCUCCUGUCUAGUAUUCAGCUCUACAUGGCUACCGCCGUUCUUGCAUUUUUUGCUUUCUAG
Morus notabilis is the source of this 537-nucleotide messenger RNA. RefSeq names its product mavicyanin. Bases 1 to 537 code for a protein of 178 amino acids. The transcript has 2 exons. The record is from RefSeq and is a predicted model, not a curated record. NCBI's taxonomy places the organism in Eukaryota, Viridiplantae, Streptophyta, Magnoliopsida, Rosales, Moraceae. Gene Ontology annotation, molecular function: electron transfer activity. Gene Ontology annotation, cellular component: plasma membrane.